AUGGCGGCGCCGCACGCAACGGUGGAGGAGUUCAAUGACGACACAGACGUGCGUAGCGCGCCGCACGAUGUACUUACGCAGUUCGACUUGCCGGGCAUGUCUGCGCAAAAUGCAGGCAACGUGCCGAGCAUGGAUAUGAUGCAGGAGAUGAUGGCGCAGAUGACUGGCGGCGGCGCGAGCAGCGGCAGUGCGCCGCGCCAUGCCGCGCCGAACGUGGCAGACGAUGGCGAAGAGGACGGCCCGCACAAGCACUGGACGUGCGUGUACCCCAUUUAUCUCGACGCAAAGCAGCGCUACCGCAAGGGGUGCCGCCGCGUUGCCUACGAAAAAGCGGUGCUCCACCCCAACAGUCAGUAUAUCUCGAAUGCGGCCAAGCAGCUGCGGCUCGAGUACAUGCACGAGCCCUAUCGCACGCAUCCCCGGGACUGGGCAAAUCCGGGGCGUGUCAAGAUCAAGCUGCACAAGGACGACGGCAGCCUCGUGCGUUCUGACCUCCCUACGAAACAAAAGCUGCUGGAAGCGCUCGCGACGACGCUGCAGCCUGUUGCCGGCGGCAAGCCGCCGCCGCUGCCGGUGGUGAAGCAGCCCAAGAGCAAGCGCGGCGCGCCGGCGCGGGCGCGCAACCCGAUGCGCGAGCGUGAGCGUGUGAUCCGGCGCAUUGCGGUGGACGAGAUCUAUCCGCCGCACUCGCCGGCAGUGCCGGCCGGGAUGCUGGGCAUGGACCUGUCCAAGAUGGCCGGCGCGGCGGGUGCGCUGCAAAACAUGGGUCCUCUGGGGAGCAUGAUGAGUAGCAUGGGCCUCGGUGGCGACGAUGACGAGGAGGAGGAGGAGGAAGAAAAGCCUGCCGCGCCUCAGCAGCCCGCGCUCGGCCGCCGCCAGCGCAAGCGCGUCUGGGUGUCACACCUGUGGACGUCCUACAACUGCAACGAGCAGGGCCACGUCUCGUCUGACUGCCCGCAGGAGACGAUGCCCAAGGCCUGCUUCCGCUGCAACAGCACCGAGCACCUGUCGCGCGACUGCCCGACGCAGCCCGCCGAGAGCGCGCAGAGCGGCCAGGAGUGCUACCGCUGCGGUGAGGUCGGCCACAUGGCGCGUGCCUGCCCCAAGAACCCCACUGGUGCGCGCGGCAACAGCCGCGGCUGCUACAACUGUGGCGGUGCCGGCCACAUUAGCCGCGAGUGCCCGUCGGCCUCGGGUGCGAUGGGCGCCGGCGCCGGCGCCGGCGGCGACGGCCCCAAGUGCUACAACUGUGGCCAGUUCGGCCACAUGUCGCGCAACUGCUCGCAGCCGCCCCAGCGCUCGUGCUACUCGUGUGGCUCGGGCGACCACCUGGCGGCUUCGUGCCCUCAGCAGACCGCCUAA
Molecule: messenger RNA, 1362 nt
Organism: Malassezia japonica
Lineage: Eukaryota; Fungi; Basidiomycota; Malasseziomycetes; Malasseziales; Malasseziaceae
Gene: SEC65
Product: signal recognition particle subunit
Exons: 4
Coding region: 1-1362 (453 amino acids)
Biological process (GO): SRP-dependent cotranslational protein targeting to membrane; positive regulation of cytoplasmic translation
Cellular component (GO): signal recognition particle; cytoplasm
Molecular function (GO): zinc ion binding; single-stranded RNA binding; 7S RNA binding
Source: RefSeq, a predicted model, not a curated record